Molecule: messenger RNA, 1467 nt
Organism: Cercospora beticola
Lineage: Eukaryota; Fungi; Ascomycota; Dothideomycetes; Mycosphaerellales; Mycosphaerellaceae
Biological process (GO): transmembrane transport; amine transport
Cellular component (GO): plasma membrane
Molecular function (GO): amine transmembrane transporter activity
Source: RefSeq, a predicted model, not a curated record
AUGAGUGCAGGAGCAGCUCAGGGAGCAAACGACCUUCCUCCUGCAGAGGUGACGACCGGCAAUGUCACACUUACCACGACAACAAGCCGCCCAGCGUCAUUGAAAGAUCCAUACUGCGCCUUGAGCUCGAAUCGACGAAGAUGUAUCCUUACCAUCGUGACAGUUGCUGGUGCCUUGGGACCACUCGCCGGGAAUAUCUAUCUACCUGCACUACCAGUCCUUCAACAAGCCUUCGGAGUGGGACCAACCGCAAUAAAUGCUACAGUCUCUUUGUUCAUGAUUGUAUUUGCCUUCGCACCCUUGUUCUGGACCAGCUUUUCUGAUUAUAAAGGCCGACGUCCUCUAUACAUCAUCUCCUUGGCUAUAUACAUUAUAGCCAACGUACUCACUGCUGCUGUACCUGCCGAUUUCGGAGCACUUGUCUUUUUGCGUAUCCUACAAGCCUUCGGCUCUGCUGCGGUUGUAUCAAUGGGAGCUGGAACUGUAGCAGACAUAACGGAACCAGCAAGUCGUGGCAAAGCUAUGUCUCAUUUCUUGCUUGGGCCACAGAUAGGACCAAUUAUUGGGCCUGUAAUAGGAGGUGCUUUAGCUGGAACCUCGUGGAGAUGGAUUUUCGGAUUUCUGGCACUCUCAGGUUUCGCACUGUGGGCAGUCGUGGGCCUAGCACUUCCUGAGACCCUCAGGUGUCGUGUCGGAAAUAGUCGAAUCAACGCUGAAAAGUCUUGGUUGAUCUGGCCGCCUCGUUUCUCGAUGGCAACUGCACCGCUUGAGGAACAGGGUCCUCCGCCGCCACGUCCGACCUUGAUGGGAUAUUGGAGAUUGUUCAGCUAUCCGCCGAUCGGAAUCGUGUCUUUCAACACUGCAAUUCUCUAUGCAACGUAUUUCUGCAUUGCCGUCGACCUUCCAAGAACCCUUCAGGAUGUAUAUGGUUGGAAUUCGGCUGCUGUUGGUGCGUCAUACCUGGCUGUGGGCGCAGCACUCAUUAUUGGCUCUCUCGUGGGUGGAAGAGCCAACGAUGCGCGGCGCAAACACCUGGUCAAAUCAUCGUCCGAAGACGAGAUCCCUCCUGAGACCCGGCUGAUCGACCAGAUAUGGGGAGUCAUUCUCUGUGCUUCAGGGACACUUAUGUAUGGAUGGUUCAUUGAGCGAGAAUAUCAUCCGGCGGCGGUUCUGGUCAGUACAUUCUUGGUCGGUUUCGGUAUGAGCUGGGUCUUUGUGUCUUCAACAGCAUUUCUGACGGAAUGCGUGCAACAACAAGCAGCUGGGGCUUUUGCGUUGGGAAACAUGCUUCGUAAUCCUGCGGCUGCUAUUGCUGCUCUAUUGACUCCUUCUUUGACGCGAAAUAUGGGGAUAGGAUGGUUCUUCUCAGGUAUUGGUAUCUUGGAUCUAUUUGUGGUGGGAAGCGCGGUCUUGUUGCUAAGAGUUCGAAGCCCGUACUGGCGAGCGAAGAGAAAACCCUCACCCUAG